Molecule: messenger RNA, 2478 nt
Organism: Schistocerca americana (American grasshopper)
Lineage: Eukaryota; Metazoa; Arthropoda; Insecta; Orthoptera; Acrididae
Product: mannose-P-dolichol utilization defect 1 protein homolog
Exons: 5
Coding region: 83-865 (260 amino acids)
Biological process (GO): oligosaccharide biosynthetic process
Source: RefSeq, a predicted model, not a curated record
GAUCUAAUCAAAGUAUAUAUGAACUGCUUACCGCGCAGAUAGUCCAGUUGAAUUUUGUUUCUGCUUGCAGCUGAGCGUCAGCAUGGAAGGCUUAAUUAAGAAAAUUAUUUUACUUUUCCUGACGCCAGAAUGUUUCGACGAGUAUUUUGUAAAUUUCAAUUUUUUUCAUGUACCAUGCUUGAAGGCAACAAUAAGCAAAGCCCUCGGGUUGGUCAUAAUCGCUGGAUCAGUUAUGGUGAAAGUUCCGCAGAUCACGAAGAUCCUGAAUGCUAAGAGCGCGGAGGGAAUCAGCUUUGCGAGUGUUUUGCUGGAACUAUCCGCCAUCACUUCCAGCGCCUCCUACAGCUUCACCCGGGGAUUUCCAUUCAGCUCGUGGGGCGAGGGCCUGUUCCUGGCGUUGCAGACGGCGGCCAUCGCGGCGCUGGUGCUGCAUUUCGGGCGCUCUGCCGCGCACGGCGCCGCCUUCGCAGCGCUCUACUCCGUCUUCGUCUACAGUCUCACCUCCGGCAUCGUGCCGCCGGACUUCCUGUGGAACCUGCAGGCGCUCAACGUGCCUAUCAUCAUCACCGGAAAGAUGCUGCAAGUGAUAGCGAACUACCGCAACGGCGGCACGGGCCAACUGUCAUUCGCCACCGGCUGCAUGCUGUUCUUCGGCUCACUGGCGCGCAUCUUCACCUCCAUCCAGGAGACUGGCGACAUCAUCCUGGUGGUGACCUACAUGAGCGCCUUCAGCGUCAACGCCAUGAUCUUCGGACAGCUGAUCUAUUACAACAGGAAAUCCCCGAAAUCCUCGCCGGCGAAGGGCAAGAAGGGCUCCGCCAAGGAGCAGCGCUCUUCUGGCAAACAGCGCGCCAAGAAGGAGUAAGCUGUCUCUCCCCAGGAGUACAUCCGGUUGACUACAGUCCGCGCUCACUCGACACGUCUCUGCACUCUACUUGAAAGCAAACAGGCUCACUUACGUACGGGUUGCAUUCCUUUUGUCCUACAAUCCGUUAACAACCUGUCGCGGUGUAUAGAAAGUUAUUUUUAAAAGAACAGAAGAAAUGUCACUAAUUUCACAACGGACCUGUACAAGGUUCCAGUACCCAAAAAUUUUUCCUUUAGCAAAUAAUUACAAUUCCGUAUCUCCACUACAUACAAAGCAUUUUCCCAUCGUUCGGUUGGAACACAGUCCAUGAAGUCACAGUCUCAUGAUAUUGUACCCAGUAUAACUAUGUUCCAGUGCAAGUCUCCACUUUCCGUAAGUAUAUCUGAAGUCUUCCUUUAACAUCGCCCAUUUGUAUAAGGACACUAAAAAUUCCGACAGUUAUAAAUGUAGAACGUGUGUUGCAAUUUUUUGGGUUGAAAACGAAGAUUCAACGUGGAAAUCGAAACCUUGUUCGAAGAGGUAGUUUUCUCUUGUUUUAUCACGAAUCAAUUCUCAUUCGUUUAGCAGAUCUCAACCGAACUCGUUACGUAUUUAUUACAAUACGAGAUUUUUGCAACUCUUUGCCAGAGGCAUUAAAAUCGUCAAUAAGAUGUUGAAUUCUGAUUCAUGUUACUCCUAAAUUUAUAUUUUACCGAAAAUUUUUCUUCUCGAACGAAGGUAGACGUUUUUAUGACAGUCAAGCGGCCAAUUCGUGAAAUGGCAGAGACGACGGGUUACAGUACACGCGUUUUUACGCCUGUUGCUUAUGCAUCACGUUGGGCGCUGGCGCCUGACGUGUCACGUGCGUGCAAGGCACUGUCAGUUCGCAAGACUGGUUUCGUCGACAGACUGUACUUCAACACAUUCACUGUACACCAGCAGUAUCCUCCACUCUACACUGCAUAUCAUCAUAAGUUCCCAGUAUUCUAUGGAUGUGGGUGGGUUGAUUCAUUCAGAUUUUAUUUAUCUAUGAGCAACUUUCAAGAGUUUAAAUUUUUUUAAAUGCAUACUUUUUAUUGUGGUUAUUAUGGCAUUUUGUUUGUUUAAUUGCAGUUUGUGUAAACUGAAUUCGUAGGCAUUCCAUGAGAUACAUAAUGAAUAUCACUGUGUUCUGUCACAUUGGAAGUAGAAAGCUGCUACAGACCAGUAAAUCAGUUCAAAGUUCAAGAUCCAUCUAAUUUCGAAUAAAACAAUACAUGUAUAGACACAAUAAUAAUAAAUUAUCUUGUUAUCAUCUGAACAGUACAACGAAACAAAAAAAAAAGAAACAGAAACGUAUGUGGAGCUCGCCAUGAGAACUGAUAAUUUAUUAGAUGUUGACCCAUUUCAUAUUACAUUAUUCCAUAUUGCUGCUUUUUAAACCUUUUUUUAUUAACUUGGCUGAGUGUUGAGAAAAAUUCUGUACGUACUGCAGUACUGCCGGUUCCCAUAUUGUAUCAUUUCUUCCCAUUUUCCUUUUUGACAUUUGGAAGACUAACAGUAGAUAUGCUGCUUGAAGUUCAGCUAACUUGAAAUUUUGAUUGGUAUCAGAACUGUUUCGCUUUUCUCUUACACAGAAUUCCAGUCCUCAG